AUGUCAUACUCCUGUACUGAAAAACUAUGGAAACCAAUCAUUAGACCUCCAAGACACUAUUAUUAAUUAAAAGAUUUAGGCAAUCAAAUCACAAUGAUUAUCGAUACAGUUACGAAACGAACAGAUUUUGAAAUUGUGAAUAAAAGAAAACUUACAUUAUAAUGUAGGUACACACUAAACAAAUAUUACCAGUCUAUUUGAA
This is a messenger RNA of Paramecium primaurelia, 202 nucleotides long. The record is from the annotation of a GenBank genome assembly. Lineage: Eukaryota; Ciliophora; Oligohymenophorea; Peniculida; Parameciidae.